Octopus bimaculoides (California two-spot octopus) is the source of this 1348-nucleotide messenger RNA. RefSeq lists its product as uncharacterized. Gene Ontology annotation, molecular function: ferrous iron binding; zinc ion binding; dioxygenase activity. The record is from RefSeq and is a predicted model, not a curated record. NCBI's taxonomy places the organism in Eukaryota, Metazoa, Mollusca, Cephalopoda, Octopoda, Octopodidae.
AUGUCGGGUCACUCGAACGAUUGUGUACAGCCUGUUAUUUUCUUAUCGCAUGGAGGUGGGCCUUCAUUCUUCAUGGAUAUCAAGGAAUAUCCAGGUAUGCGUGGAAUGGAUCGGGACUCGGAGGCAGCAAAAUUCCUGCAAAAUCUGACACGAACUCACCUGAAUAAACGGCCAAAGGCGAUCCUAGUUGUCAGCGCCCACUGGGAAGAAAAUGUCCCAAGCGCCAUGGACGACCAAGAUCAUUCCUUGUUCUUUGAUUAUUACGGAUUUCCUAAGAGCAUGUAUGAACUGAAAUGGCCUGCAAAAGGAGCUGCCCGUGUCUCCGAAUUAUUCAAGACACGCGGUAUAUCAUGCCGGCAGGCGCAUGGUCGUGGGUUAGACCAUGGCGUUUUUGUGCCCUUCAUCUUAGUCUGGCCAGAAGCCGAUAUCCCAACAUUUCAAGUGUCUCUGAAGAAUACUUUGGACAUGAAAGAACACCAAGAAAUUGGUGAGGCAUUAUCAGAACUACGCAAAGACGGAAUACUUAUUGUUGGAUCUGGUUUUAUGACUCACUCUAGCGAAAAAGCGAAAACUGUUGAUGGUGUAUUUGAAUGGGCAACCGAAUUUAAAGUUUGGGAGCGCAAUGUAUUUUGUAACCCCAAAUUAUCACCAUCAGAAAGGAAAAAACAAAUGCUUGAGUGUGAAUCUCUUGGAUUUUUUCACAAAGCCCAUCCCCGUAUCGAACAUUUCCUGCCAUUGGUUGUGGCGUCUGCAGCAGCUGGUUACGUCUGUGGAGAGGCAAUAUUUUCUCAGUUUGUAUCCCCAAGUUUAUUGUUGGAACAUGUCCUGUUUAAAUCUGACCCUUAACAUGUAACUAAAACUGGUUGAGGAAGGUUUUGCACGCCGACCUUACAAAACCCCUCACUGCCCAAACAGACCCAUCGGUUGGAGGGGUGUCACCUGAACGGUGCAAAAAGUCUCGUCUGCCAAGAAUAGAGCAUCACCAACAAAUGGUGGAUGCAGUAAUGUACUAUUACUUCACCUCCCUCCCCACCACUCAUACUACUACUACUACUGCUGCUGCUGCUUAACGAAAGAUCAUGUAACACACACACACACUUGAAGGGUUUAAUUAAGCAAGCCAAACCCUAGUACUUAUUCUAUUGGUCUCUUUUGCCAAUAAGUUACAGGGACAUAAACAAACCAACACUGGUUGUCAAGCAAUGGUGGGGUACAAACACACAAUGUUUCUGUCUGCCAAAUUUACUCCCAAGGCCAUUGGUUGGUUUGAGGUUACUCAGUGGAAGACUUCUGAUCAAAGUGCUGUACAGCGAGAUUGAAUGCAAAACUCCAGGGUUGCAAAGUCAGG